AUGUCGGGGGACAGCAGAACCCUGCUCUGGCAGAGAGUGUCGCCCACCGGCCAGUCGGAUCCUCCCAACAAGUCCCCCACGAUGAUAGCGAGCAGGGAUAACACCCUGCAAGGGAAGAUCAUCAAAGUGUGUUUCCUUAGCAACAGCGCCAACCUGGGCAAGAACUUCAAACUGGUCCGGUGUGAAGAGGGCUGGACCGUCAAGAAUGUGAUCAACGUGGUGCUGUCCAGUGGCUGCGUGGGUCCGGAGAUCAAACACGGCCUGAGCUACGGCCUCCUUCUCAAACACCUGAAGUCUUCGGAGAUGCACUGGCUGCACCCGGACCUGACCGUGUCCGAACUCACCCAGCGUUACGAGCAGCAGCACCUGGAGGCCGAGUGGAGGUACGACCUGAGAAUCCGGUACAUCCCAUCAAACUUCGUGGAAGCUUUCCAGGAUGACAGAACCACCAUGCUCUACUUUUACCAACAGGUACGCAGUGAUUAUAUGCAACGUUAUGCCUCCAAAGUGAGUGAAGGGAUGGCCUUACAGCUUGGCUGUCUGGAAAUUAGGAGAUUCUACAAAGACAUGAAUCCUAAUGGCCUGGAGAAAAAGUCCAACUUUGAACUGCUGGAGAAGGAUGUAGGGCUGGACCUGUUCUUCCCCAGAGAGCUCAUAAACAGCAUAAGGCCCAAGCAGUUGAGGCGGCUGAUCCAACAGACGUUCCAGAGCUACUCAACAUUCCAGCAGGACCGCUGCAUGGAAAGGUUCUUCAGCACGCUGUCUCUGUGCUACACCUUCACUCACGAGAGCUUCGCUUGUCAGCUUGUGCACAGCUGGAAUCUAACCAUAGACCUGCUCAUCAGUGCAGAAGGGAUCAGUCAACAAACCGAGAACUCCGCCCCCAUCUGUCUGGCCAAGUUCUCUCAGGUACGAAGCAUCUCCAGUGCUGCAGAAAGUGACGGCCGCGCCCUUCUCACUGUGCACAUAGAGGGAGCCCAACAGCCUCUCGUGGUGAGCACUUCAUCUCUGGCUGUGGCAGAAAACAUGGCCGACCUGAUCGACGGCUACUGUCGCCUGGAAGGAUGCGCCAAGAAUUCCCUCAUGGUCCGACCCGGCAAAGGAAGGGACACAAAGCAAAAACUUCCUGACAUACCACAGAGGACAUUUAUAAUUUCUUCAGGAUCUGAUAUCUAUGCUGAGAUUCCUGAAAACACAGCACUUUAUGAUGAUAAACACGGGAUCUCCAGAGACGAUGUCAUCGUGGGCCGGAUCCUCGGAGAAGGAUUCUUUGGAGAAGUUCAUGAAGGAGUUUAUAAAAGCCCGAGCGGCGAAGGCAUCCGUGUGGCCAUCAAAACAUGCAAAGACUGCUCGGCUGACGUGAAGGAGAAGUUUCUCAGUGAAGCCGACCUAAUGAAGAACCUGGAUCACCCUCACAUCGUGCGUCUCGUCGGAGUCAUCGAGGUGGAUCCUGUCUGGAUCGUCAUGGAGCUGUACGAGCAUGGAGAGUUGGGGAGCUACAUCGUGGAACAUCAGUCCGUCUUGUCGACAGCAAAGUUAACUCAGUUCAGUCUCCAAAUCUGCAAAGCCUUGGCGUACCUGGAAGGCCUCAAUAUGGUGCACAGAGAUAUCGCUGUGAGAAACAUCCUGGUGGCCUCUCCUGAGAGUGUGAGGCUCGGUGACUUUGGCCUGUCUCGCUACAUCGACGAACAAGAAUACUAUAAAGCUUCACUCAGUCGAUUACCAAUCAAAUGGAUGGCCCCUGAAUCCAUCAAUUUUAGACGCUUCACCACGGCCAGCGAUGUCUGGAUGUUUGGUGUGUGUGUUUGGGAGAUCUUCUCCAUGGCUCAGCAGCCGUUCUUCUGGCUGGAGAAUGGGCAGGUGAUCAACCAGCUGGAGUCUGGAAUUCGCCUCUUCAAACCAGAGCGCUGUCCCCCCACCAUCUAUGCCCUGCUCACCUGCUGCUGGGCCUACGAGUCACAGGGACGCCCCACCUUCAGGAAACUUGUUUGCUCUUUCAGUGAGAUCCACAGGAUGGAGUUGGAGCAGGAGAAUGAUAUACGACGAGGAAGAUCCCACUCGGUCUCGUCCAUCUUUGACCCAAACUUCACCAAGCCUCCGCCUAAGCCGUCCAGGGGUUAUGCCCACACCCUCCACAAAACCAACAUCAGAGAGGGACCAGUGACGGUUGGAUGGUCCAUGUGGGAGAAAGAUCAAGUGGAGGACGCCUUGCAGAGACAGAGACAGGAGAUGCUGAUGGACAGGAAGUGGCUGGAGCAGGAGGAGAGACACCUGGACCCCGCAGUGCGACUAGACUCACAACCUGAGCCGCCUCCUGAGAAAUUCCCAGAAAGUGGACCUCCAGAGAAACUCCCGAUGCCCCCCUCAGCCUCACAGCCUCGGCCCACGGCCGAACUGGACCGGUCCGGUGAUGAGGUCUACACCGGCGUCAUGGCGAUGGUGAAGCAGGUGGUGCAGCUGAAGAAUGACGUCAACACUCUGCCCGCCUCCGAGUACCCCAGCACCGUUAAGGCGGUUGGAAUCACGCUCCGCAGCCUGAUCGAAAGAGUCGAUGAGAUCCUGCCCUCCCUGCACAGCUCCGUCACUACCGAGAUCGAGGGCACCAAGAAACUCCUGAACAAGGACUUGGGCGAGUUGAUCAGCAAGAUGCGCCUGGCCCAGCAGAACUCCGUCACGUCUCUGAAGGACGAGUGUCAGAAGCAGAUGUUGGCAGCUGCUCACACCCUGGCGCUGGACUCCAAGAACCUGCUGGAUGCCGUGGACCAGGCCCGAGUCAGGGCCAACCUGGCCAAACCUAAACCCAACUCGCAAGAGGCAGAAGAUUUGAGCCAAUGAGGAACGAUCGCGUCUUGUCGUCAAAAUGAAGAAUCUAAACUUUGUUUUUCU
Molecule: messenger RNA, 2886 nt
Organism: Nematolebias whitei (Rio pearlfish)
Lineage: Eukaryota; Metazoa; Chordata; Actinopteri; Cyprinodontiformes; Rivulidae
Product: protein-tyrosine kinase 2-beta-like
Exons: 28
Coding region: 1-2835 (944 amino acids)
Biological process (GO): signal complex assembly; protein phosphorylation
Cellular component (GO): focal adhesion; cytoskeleton
Molecular function (GO): protein tyrosine kinase activity; ATP binding
Source: RefSeq, a predicted model, not a curated record